AUGGCUGACUUUGCAAAAUCAAUACUUGGAUUGCGAGGUUUUUAUAGAAAAGAUGGAAGUAAUGGCAUUAGACCUGAAGCUGAUCAAGAGAAUCAACCUAUUGCAGAGGGAGAACAGCAGCACAUCGUCGAAAACCAGAGUAAAUUUUGGCCCAAAGGUUUGUCGAAUGCAGCCCCAGCUACAGCUGUUUCGAACAAUUCCCUAGUAUAUGGCACUACAACGAAUCUCAAUACUGGAGUUUCAGAAACUUAUUUAAAUCAAGCUUUUCGGACUAAUGGACUAAAUUCGGACCUGAGUGCUUCGAGUCAGUACGGGCAACAUGAAAGGCAACAGCAUAAUCAAAAUUAUGAAGAGCUCAAUGAAGCAUAUGACUCGAUUGACAAUCCUAAGAGAGCCGAACACUUCACCCAGGGCCAACCCUUGAUUAUAACGACAGAUGAGAACGGAAAUACACUCCGUCACCUGAAAGAUAGUCAACCAAAGGGUAAGUUGAAAGUUACCAUAGUCGAAGCGAAGGACCUACCUGCAUCACAGCCCUAUGUUGUGUGUACGUUCGAAAGCUCGGAAUUUGUCACUGCUGCUCCAGGCUCUUUUGGCAAGUCUCCGCUACAUAACCAUGAUUUUUCAAGAGCAGCUGUUCCAAUGAGAAAUCAUCCAUCUGCGAUGUAUCAGAGACAAUCAUCAUCUCAUCAGUUAAAUAUGGCAGGCUCUACUAAUCCAAUUUGGAAUCAUGAGGCGAUGUUCGAUGUUGUGGGAUCUAAAUCUGAGCUCGAUAUAUCUGUUUAUGAUGCAGCUCGUGACGAUGAAUUUCUUGGUCAUUUAAAAGUAUUUCCUCCCACAAACGCAGAUAAAAAUAGCUCAUCGGAAUGGUGGAAGCUAAAGCCGAGGAUUAUUGGUGAAAGAGUACAAGGUAGUAUUAAAAUUAAGUGGGAAUAUUCCUCUUUGGAAAAGAAGUCUUUUGGGCCCGAUGAUUUUGAUAUAUUGAGACUAUUGGGAAAGGGCACUUUUGGUCAAGUAUAUCAAGUUAAGAAAAAGGAUACGGAAAGAAUUUAUGCCAUGAAGGUUCUUUCGAAGAAAGUCAUUAUUAAGAAAAAGGAGAUUGCUCACACAAUUGGCGAGAGGAAUAUCCUCGUACGUACUUCAGCAGCAGCUUCUCCUUUUAUUGUUGGCUUAAAGUUCUCUUUUCAAACCCCAACGGACUUAUAUCUUGUCACAGACUACAUGUCAGGGGGCGAGUUAUUUUGGCAUUUACAGAAAGAAGGUAGGUUUGCUGAAGACAGAGCAAAAUUCUAUAUCGCAGAACUUGUUUUAGCAUUACAGCGUUUGCAUGAUAAUGAUAUUGUGUACCGUGAUUUGAAGCCUGAAAAUAUUCUUUUGGAUGCUAAUGGUCAUAUUGCCUUAUGCGAUUUUGGUCUUUCUAAGGCUAACUUGAACAACGAUGGAACAACGAACACAUUCUGUGGUACCACUGAAUACCUUGCGCCUGAGGUUCUUUUGGAUGAAUCGGGAUAUACUAAGAUGGUCGACUUUUGGUCAUUGGGAGUCUUGAUAUUUGAAAUGUGUUGUGGAUGGUCACCAUUUUACGCAGAUAAUACGCAGCAAAUGUAUAAGAAUAUUGCAUUCGGUAAGGUCAGAUUUCCUAAGGAGGUAUUGAGCCCAGAAGGAAGAUCAUUUGUAAAGGGUCUUUUAAAUAGAAAUCCUAAGCACAGAUUAGGCGCUACCAAUGAUGCAGCAGAGUUGAAAGCCCAUCCUUUUUUCCAUGAUAUAGAUUGGAAUCUUUUGAGGGAAAAGAAUAUCCCACCUCCAUUCAAGCCACAUUUAUCUUCAGAGACUGACACUUCUAACUUUGACCCCGAGUUUACUUCGGAAUCAACUUCAGUGUUAAGAAAACAAAUGGAGUUCGCAUCCACUCCGUUGUCUCCUGGAAUGCAAGCUAAUUUCAAAGGCUUUACAUACGUUGAUGAUUCAACAAUGGAAGAUCAAUUUGACAAAUUCCAUAGAAUGAACACUUUCAAGGGGCCAGGCUCUUUUAUACCUGGUGAUCCUAACUUGCCCCCUGAUGAAGACGUUAUAGAUGACGACCAAAUAGACGAGAAGGAUGAGAUGGAAAUAGAUGAAGAUCAUCAUAUGGAUGAUGAAGAAUUUGUUAAUGGAAGGUUCGAUCUUUAA
Messenger RNA from Priceomyces carsonii, 2169 nucleotides. RefSeq names its product serine/threonine protein kinase (gene SCH9). The record is from RefSeq and is a predicted model, not a curated record. Gene Ontology annotation, molecular function: ATP binding; protein serine/threonine kinase activity. Gene Ontology annotation, biological process: protein phosphorylation. The coding region runs from base 1 to 2169 and encodes 722 amino acids. Gene Ontology annotation, cellular component: nucleus; cytoplasm. The transcript has a single exon. NCBI's taxonomy places the organism in Eukaryota, Fungi, Ascomycota, Pichiomycetes, Serinales, Debaryomycetaceae.